Adineta steineri is the source of this 3807-nucleotide messenger RNA. Lineage: Eukaryota; Metazoa; Rotifera; Eurotatoria; Adinetida; Adinetidae. The record is from the annotation of a GenBank genome assembly.
AUGGAAAAUAUAGCUGAGAUAAUAGAAAAUUCUGCAUUUGUUAUUAUCUGUAUGUCGGAUUCGUAUAAAAGAUGUAAUCAUUGUCGAUCAGAAGCAGAAUAUGCAUUAAAUACUCAACGAUCUCUUGUUUCCUUAAUUUUACGUCCUGGAUUCAAACCGGAUGAUUGGUUAAUCACACUUAUAAAUAAUAGUACAUAUGUUGACUUCGGAACAUCUGAUUUCAAAUCGGCAGCUAAACUACUCUUCAAAGAAAUUAAAAAUCGACAACAUAAAAAUAAAACAUCAGAUACUAAAUCAAAAGUAUCGACGUCGAAUGACAUUUCCCGCAAUAAGUCUAAUCAUAUAUCAGCUUUUGAAAAACCAUCUGCGCCCAAUAGAAUGUCCAGAUCACAAAGAAUUCAUAAUUCCGAUGCAUCUUCUUACCUACCACCUACUGUUAGUAAACAACAACGCCACCGUCAACAACAACAACAACAACAACAUCAACUAUUACGACGUCCUGUUUCAAGAUCACCUACACCUGGUUCUAUGUCUACUGGUGGAUCACUUGAUAUUGGUGAGCCACUACAUGGAAAGGCACCCAUAUAUUCUGUUCCAAGAUCGUCAACGCUUGGAUCUUUUGGUACUUUUACGUCUGGUAUGUUUGAUAAAGAUCAACAACAAGCAUCAUUACGCUCUCUCUCAAGAUCACCAACAUCUGGUUCAAAUCCGUCUGAUGCAUCAUCUGGCGUUAAUAAACAGCAACGUUUAGAAGCACCAUAUUUUUCUGUUUCUAGAUCAUCAACGCUUGGAUCUAUUCCUUCUCUUACAUCUGGUGCUUUUGAUAAAGAUCAACAAGCAGCUUCAAUAGGUUCUAUGUCAGUAUCACCAAUGCCUGCUCCUACCCCUGUUACUGCCACUACUACUGUUGUUCACAGCCAGCAACAUUCAGAGGCACCAGCAAAUUCUAUCUCAAGAUCAUCAACGCCUGGAUCUGCCACAUCUGGUGCCCGUAAUAAAGACCAAAACAAGACACCAACACGUUCUACCUCAAAAUCUCCAGCACCACCUCCCACUUGCACUCCAACGAUGCCUCUAUUAAGCAAUGAAGAAUAUCAGCAACAACACAUAACAGUACGUUCUAUGUCAACAUCACCAACGGCUAGUUUUAAUCCUUCGUAUCGAUCUCUUGCUGGUGAGAUAGUGCAACAACAAACACCCGUAUAUCCAUCACCAAUACCAGUGACACCUGAUGUGAACACAAUUAUUAAUAAUACUAUCAGCGAUAACCAGCAGCAACAAGGACAGCAACAGCAACAACAAACAAAUCUACCGUCUACUUCGCAAACUGCCAAUCCUGUGUCUGGUUCUUUUGCUACACCUUUUAGUUAUGAUCAGCAAACAACACAAGAAUCGGGAUAUUCUACUCAACAGCAGCCACUAGUAACAUCGAACUCUAAGACGAACACAAAUAUGAAUAAACCACAACAACAACAACAACAACAACAACAGAGAGGAAGAUCGACACUUUCAAGAUCAUCAACUGCAAGUACUAUUUCUUCCGAUGUAUCCAUUAAUAUCGAUAAACACCAACAACAACCAAUACAAACCAAUUCACAUUCUUCAGCGACUAAUGUUAUAUCUUCUGCAACACCUACUACUGUCGUUCAGCAGCAGCAGCAGCAGCAACAACAACAACAACAGCAAUCACAACAAUCCGUAUUGUAUCCUACUACAUAUCCGUUAACCAUUGGUACUGCUUUUUCUUCAACAUCUGUUAUUGGUGACAAACAAGAGCAACCAACACCAACACCAGUUAUUUCAUCUGCACGUUCGUCGACAUCUGAAUCAUUUUCUGCUGAUCUAUCUACAGAUAUGAGUAAACAGCAACAACAGCAAAUUAUAACUAAUCCUGUUUUACUACCACCCGCCAAUAAUAACAUUAUGCCAACAGUUAUAUCUACCAACUUCGAUAAACAACCACUAAUGCAACAAAAUCAACAUAUAUCAGUCCAUUCUGCUUUUCAAUCAACUAUAAAUGAUAGUGUUCCAAUAACUGCAUGGAAUCUAAACGAUAUGCAUCGACCACAAACACAAAUGCGUUCUGGUACACAACCACCACCAACACCUAAUAUUGUUCCUGCUUUUACAUCUGUUUUCAUUAAUAAACAACCACAUCAAUCACCCAUACAUCCUUCUCAACAACCGUUAACAAUUAGUAAUAUGCCUUCUAGUGCAUUUAGUCCUAAUGAUAUACAACGACAACAACCACAAGGACUUCCUCUUUCAAGAUCAUCAACAUAUAAUUUUAUUCCUUCUCCUGGAUCUAUUGCCACGGAUGACCAUUCACACGGAUAUUUUUUUCCACCAUCAUUCACAAACAAUAUGACGCCUACGGAUACAUCUAUGAGUUUCGAUGAUCAACAAUCCCAACAAAUGUUAACGCAUUCUAAUUUACAAGCAUUUAAUAAUAAUCUUGGUCAUUCCAAUACAUCUGUUUUCGUCGAUAAACGCCCUUAUCAAACAGCAGCACAUCCUGAUUCACAAACAGCAGCCAAAGCUUCUAUUGCUUUUACUGAGCUCAAUGCCAAUGAUAAACAGAGGCAACAAUCACAAAUGCUUCCUCUUUCACGAUCAGCAACAUAUGAUGCUUCACCCACCCCCAUGCAUAGACAACCACAACAAACUCAACAAGUUCUUAUGUCUCAAUCAUUUACUAACAGUACGAUUCCUCCAGCACCACUAGUUAAUAAUAAUGAUCCCUCUCGAGAACCAUCAAUACGUCUUAUUAUACGACCAGUAAUGACUGGUCCUACAUCAGCUGGUACAUCUAAUGCUCCUGAUCAACCACUACAACAAAAACCACCAAAGCCACCCUCUGGACAAUUUGUAAAAUUUAGCGCUGAUAAGAAUAUGCAACAAUUAGGAUCGGCACAUCUCAAUUUAGGAUUAUCAACACUUGAUACUAUUCCUACUAAGAUACCAAGUAAUAACCAUAAAGAUCAAGAACAAUCUUUAUUAUUAUAUUCGAAAUCAAAAUCAACUACAUCUCAUGCUUUACCAGGUGCAUCAUCUGAAAAUUCCGCACUUCCUGCGCCUACGCCAACGAAUGGUCAGUACCAAUCACCCUUACCUGAUGAAUAUGUGAAUCGUAAUACUGAAGAUUCAAGAUACCGUAGUCUUUCGAUUGUUGCUUGGGGAAGCAGUGAUGUACUCGAUUUUCUGUGCGAUUUAAAUCUUUAUCAGAUGAUGCCAUUAUGUGAAUCGAUGUCAGGUAAAGCUUUAACUCGACUUUUUCGAAUGUGUCAAGCAAAACCUAGUCGUCUUUACGAUCAAUUAAAUGAUGAACUACGUGUCCGUUUUAGUGGUUUAACUUUACCAAUGGCUGUUUAUACAGAAUUUCUAAUUGAAAUGGAUGGUAUAGUUGGUCCAGCACCUGAUUCAAUUCUCUCAAUAUCUCCUACGAGACCAAAUAUAGUAGAACGUGUCAUAUUGACACCACGUACUCUUCAACAACACUCACAAAGAUCACAGUCAAGUUCUCCAGCUACAACAGAAUCGCCAAACACAUAUAAUGAAUUGAGCUGUUUAACACCCGUCGAAAAUAAUAAUCCAUCAAAAGCUCCAACUCCUCAACAAACACGUAUUAUUGAACGAGCAGUUUUCCGACCAGCAUCAGCUGUUGGACGACCGUAUGAUUUUAUUGUAGAAUCUGUUGAAGAAUCAACUGAUUUAAUGCAACAAGUAGAACUUUAUGGAUCGGAAUUACUUGGAUUUGGUGAUAACACUCAACAACAACAACAUGAAAAUACAAAGAAUUUUAACUAA